AUGGGCAGCCCGCUCUUAGGGGAUUUAUGCGAGUUGGUGAUAAGGCAGCUUAAAGGAAAGAUCAUACUGCGAUUCGUUUCCAACAUUCUCAUAUACAAGAGGUAUGUAGAUGACAUCUUUAUUCUAUGGAAAGCGGAACCGAACAUAAACAAUUUCUUAAGUGCAAUGAAUGACAAUCCGUACAGACUCACCAUCAAAUUGGAUCAGAAGAGCAAUACGGCGGCGCAUUUCCUCGAUAUCCACCUACAACUUGAUGGCACUAGGGUGGUAACAAAAGUACAUUAUAAAUCAUACUAUAGGCCAUUGUUCAUCCUGGCCAACUCGGCAGACCCAUACUCAUAUAAGAUCUCGGCAUUCAGUGCCCUAACAAAGCGGGCUUUUACACACCACACUAGAUCUGAGGACAAAGAGGCGGAGUUGAAACGCAUUCAGAACAUAGCAGUACAGCAUGGAUAUAGAAAGAACCUGAUAUACGACCUUGCCCGUGCAUACGUAUCACGAAUAGCCGCACGCGACACUUCUAACAUACAAGCAGCGGCCCACGAAACACACAACGUAAAUAGCACACAGUCUCGUGCAGUAGUUGAGUACAAUCACCACCUCAACUCAGUUUACAGGGAGAUUGCCGCCCAUACUAAUACUAAGAUUGCAUACAACAGGCCUUGCACUGUAUAUGGGCUACUCCGCAGUGGCAAAGACAAGAUCAAUAAAAAGCAAGCACCGGGUGUUUACAUGGUCCCUCUAUGGGACAACAGGUUUCAAAGGGAAUUAGUUUAUAUUGGGUCCACAAAACGCUCUUUGAAUAAAAGAUUGCAGGAACACAAAUAUGACAUCGUUAAUAAACGGCACACCACCACCCUAUCAACAUAUGCCACUGAACCCUGCAUAAGAGCUCACCUACAUGAGGCCAAACUGAUCAAACUUUCUCACCAGGUGGAACACCUGCGAAAUCUGGAGUCACUGGAGAUUUACAAAGCCGGGUUACGCACCAAUUGCAUUAAGGCUAAUGAUGCGGUCAAUGUGUCGCACGCUUGGAAGUACUGCUAUGAGGUAACGGGCGACGUCCACUCCAGCAGUUAA
Messenger RNA from Centruroides sculpturatus (bark scorpion), 1080 nucleotides. RefSeq lists its product as uncharacterized. The coding region runs from base 1 to 1080 and encodes 359 amino acids. The transcript has a single exon. Lineage: Eukaryota; Metazoa; Arthropoda; Arachnida; Scorpiones; Buthidae. The record is from RefSeq and is a predicted model, not a curated record.